AUGGUAGCUUCCCCGGACAUGGAGUUCGACCCCAACGACCCUGCUGGAAUGUCGCCCGCCGCCAAAACCAUGACCACGCCAUUGCGAAACAAGGCGGACAUUCUCAACUCCUUCAACCCGUUUUCCGGCUCUCUGUCUAGAAAGAAGAAGACCCGGCGAAUCAGCAAAAACUCCAUUCGACACCUCGAUAGUCCACACCUCGACAGCGAAGAAACUCUGGGCAGCCCUGUUUGGGAUAACACCUGGGAUGUGCCUUCUCUGCAGCAGAGCUCGAUGGGCUCCCCCACCCGAAGAGAACACGAUAUCGGACAUCAAGACAGUAUGAACGACACCAGUUUCUCGUCCGAACAGAACUUCAGCGAAAUCCCAAAGUUUGCCAUCACUCGUAAACCUGUGGGAGCCACAGCACCAGCAGAAGAAGAAAGCAGACCGACGUCGCUCGCAGACUCCAGAUACGAUGAAUUCUCAUUCACUGAGGAGAAUGAGCACCAGAACAACAACAACAACAAACACAACGAGUACGGAAACUAUGUGGCGGACUCUAAUACCAACCAGCAGUCACUGGCAACAACGUGGGAAGACGAGCAGACCAAUCACUACGAAGACAAUCAUGAAGCCGAUCCCGCGCAGAAAAUCAGCCACUCGCUGGGCCACGCAGAGCAACAUAGACCCAUGGGUAACUUCCGAACGAGCCACUUGGGCAGCCUAGACGCCCGAAUGGAGACUCAUUGGGAGACCCCCGGAGAAGACAGAGAUAGCGCUCUUCUGGAGCCCCCUCAGAUGCCUGAAGCUAAUGUCAACUCUAGGGGAGGCUCUUCUUACUACGCAGAUAGUCCUCAUUUGGAAUCGCCCAACGUUGGCUCUUUGCAUUUGGAUAUCCCUUACUUAGACGAAGAAACUAAGGAAGACCAAGACAGCAACAAAAUGUCGACUUCUUCAGACCACACUGCCAGCCCCGGCACUGCGGGUACAGCCACAGCCCAUUCCAGACAAAUGUCCAAAAACUCAGACAUUCUGAACUACUAUCUGGACGAUGAACUGCAAGUGGCUGAGGAGGAGGACGCUGAGGAACGAGAAGCUGCCAAGCUUGCCGCUGAAGAGGACGCUGCUCGUCUCAAGGAGGCUCGAAAGUCGAGAGGUAACAUUUUCGAAAAACUGCUCGACUUCAGUUCUUUCAACGGUCGAUCUACCAUGGGUCAGACUACUUCCACACAGGGAGCGCUACCAGUGCCUGACCUGCAGGUUUCUAAUCCCGGAGACCCUAAGUCGGAUGAUUCUGGAGGUGCUGCCUUUGAGUGCACUCCCGUGACCUACCUGAGUCCUGGACCUGAGUCGCCCUCCGAUUCGCCUAACAAGAAAAGAUUCAACAUCCCAUCUCCUUUGAAGAUGGACGGCAAGCCUAAUGCCCGCACGUCUCUGGCCACCGCAUUCAUGCCCUUGACUCCUUCUUCCAUUGCGCCGUCUAUCCCUUGGCGGUCGUCUUCUCUGCCCACUCCGCUGGAGCCUCUUCCUGAAGCCAUGAUUCUGAGUCCUGCUCGACACGGAGGCUCUUCACACGAUGCCUCGCCUAGAGCUCAUUCCGUUUCGGGCACGUCUGCCACGUCUGGUGGACCCACAGUUUCUGGAACAACCACCCCUGGCCAGUACACCAUUUCGCCUCCCUUGGCUAUCGACAAUGAAGUGGCCUCUUUCCAGCAGCCCACGGAAAUCAACUACUUCACAACCCCCAAGGUGAAUUUCACUUCUCCUGCCAUGAGCGAUCUGGAUGCCGAGAUUCGGUACUAUCUGGCCACUCGCCCUGCAUCAACGGCUAGAAAACUGCCCAAGAAGAAGCCUGCUCCCCAUUCGUCAUCGCCUACUUCAGAUAGUAAUCAGUCCACGCCAAAGGCCUCUGGAGCUGCCACUCCUCGCCCCGCGUUUGCUCCUCCAGCAAUGUUCCAGACAGAGGCUCAUGACUUCCAGCACGACAACCAGCUGCAUCCUCAGCUGACGCAAAUUCGAAACCUCGCACAGACCCAGCAGGUCCAUGCCAUGCAUCAGCUGCUGCCCCAGUACCAGGGUAUGGCUCAGGUCCCCAGCCAGGCUUCUCUGCAGCAGCAUUAUCCUGUGCAGCAGCAACAUCAUCCUGGUGUCCCUCAGACCCCGAAGCCCAUGUCCAUUCUUGAACAGAUGGCUGCCCAGCAACAGGCUGCUCGAAUGACCCCCAUGACUCAGAGUAACUUCUACGUGAGCCCCAUUCAGCCCUUAUCUCCUGUUCAACGACAGAUGGCCCAGACUCCUCAGAUGUCUCUUCUGGAGCAGCUCCAGGCUGCCGGUCGACAGACCCCCCAAGUACACUACUCACCCGUUCUGUCUCCUGUUCAGCAGCACACUCCUGUUGGUAGCAUGACUCCUGUUCAGGGCCAAUACACUCCUCAACAGGUGGCUCAGUAUCAGCUGAUGGAGCAGCUCAGCCAGCUUCAGCAGCAGCAGGCUUCUCAGGCCCAGAAUACCCAGCACUACCAGGUAUCCCAGGCUCAGGCGCAAGCUAUUGCCCAGCAGCAAGCUGCCGCCCAGUAUCAGGCCGCUGCCCAAUAUCAGGCUGCCGCCCAGUAUCAGUAUCAGCAGAUGGCUGCUCUUGAACAGCAGCUCGUUGCUCAACAACAGGCCCAACUUCAGGCUCAGGCUCAAGCGCAGGCCCAGGCCCGAGCACAGGCCCAGGCUCAGGCCCAGGCUCAGACCCAGGCUCAGUAUGUUGCUGAGCAGCAGGCCCAGCAGCAGGCCCAGCAGCAGGCCCAGCAGCAACUCGCAGCCCAACAGCAGGCUCAGCAGCAGGCCCUGUUGCAGCAGCACCAGAACCAACAGCUUUCGCAGUUGCAGCAGUUGUCACAACUGGAGCAGCUCCAUAUGCAGCAGCAGGAGCAGAUGGCUAAGAUGGCUGCCUCGCAACUCACCCCCACAUCCAUGUCGCCUUCUCAAAUGUCGGUGGCUUCCUUCCCCGACCUGGGAGUUCCUCAUCCGGCCAUGUCCCGAAAGGCGUCGGAGUCCUCACUCAAUUCCGCCUCUUCGUCAACUGAGAACAACUCGUUGAACGACCUGUUCAACCAGAUCACUCAGCAGGCAUCCAAUACUUCUUAUUCAUCGGCCCAACAGAGUCUCCUGGGUCAUCGAUCCACCCAUUCCGGUGUCUCUGGCAUUUUCCACCCCCGUCAGGCCAAGGGAAGAAGCCCCGUUGAGAAGACCGGUUUCCCCAUCGGACACUCUCCUAGCACUUCCGUCAACUCAGCUAAUAAUUCUUUUUAG
This is a messenger RNA of Yarrowia lipolytica CLIB122, 3282 nucleotides long. RefSeq lists its product as uncharacterized. The record is from RefSeq and is a predicted model, not a curated record. Lineage: Eukaryota; Fungi; Ascomycota; Dipodascomycetes; Dipodascales. Gene Ontology annotation, cellular component: plasma membrane. Gene Ontology annotation, biological process: protein localization to plasma membrane.